Acomys russatus (golden spiny mouse) is the source of this 4829-nucleotide messenger RNA. RefSeq names its product transcription initiation factor TFIID subunit 1-like. Gene Ontology annotation, biological process: transcription by RNA polymerase II; RNA polymerase II preinitiation complex assembly. NCBI's taxonomy places the organism in Eukaryota, Metazoa, Chordata, Mammalia, Rodentia, Muridae. The record is from RefSeq and is a predicted model, not a curated record. Gene Ontology annotation, cellular component: transcription factor TFIID complex. Gene Ontology annotation, molecular function: RNA polymerase II general transcription initiation factor activity; TBP-class protein binding; histone acetyltransferase activity.
GACUGACGUGUUUGUUUUCGGCCCAUGGGGCCAGGCUGGUCUGGGCUGCCGCCGGCGUCAUGUCAGACACAGACAGCGAUGAGGAUCCCGCCGGAGGAGGCCCGUUUUCUCUAACCGGGUUCCUGUUCGGCAACAUCAAUGGAGCGGGGCAGCUGGAGGGCGAAGGCGUCUUGGAUGAAGAGUGUAAGAAGCAUCUUGCAGGCUUGGGGCCUCUGGGUCUGGGCAGCUUGAUCACUGAACUCACGGCAAAUGAAGAACUGGCUGGGCCUGACAGGGCCUUGGUAGAUGAUGAAGGAUGGAUUCGGAGUAGAGAGGAUGCUGUGGACUAUUCAGACAUCAAUGAGGUGGCAGAAGACGAAAGCCAAAGAUACCAGCAGACAAUGGGGAGCCAAAGAUACCAGCAGACAAUGGGGAGCCUGCAACCCCUUUGCUAUGCAGCGGAUUAUGAUAAGAUGACUCUGAUGCUGAUGUGUGAAAAUAUUGAUUGCAAGUUCAUGCCUCCCCCACCUUCACCCCUAGGACCAGUGAAGGAAGAGGAUCAAGAUGGUAUUACUGAUGAGAAAGUGGACUUCAGUAGUUCCUCUGGCUCAGAAUCUGAGGUGGGACUUCAGGAAGCAACACAGGCAGAAUCUAAGGAUGGAAAGAUGACUCUACCAUUGGCCGGGAUUAUGCAGCAUGAUGCCACCAAGCUGUUGCCAAGUGUCACAGAACUUUUUCCAGAAUUUAGGCCUGGAAAGGUGUUACGCUUUUUGCGGCUUUUUGGGCCCGGGAAGCAUGUCCCAUCUGUUUGGAGGAAUGCUCGGAAAAAGAGGAAAAAGAAGCACCGUGAACUUGUAAAACAAGAUCAGAAAGGAUUAGAAGUCAACCAGAAAUCUCUGUGGAACUAUGACUAUGCUCCAACACCACCUCCAGAGCAGUGUCUCUCUGAUGAUGAAACCACAAUGAAGGCACCUGUGGAGUUCAAGUUCCAGGCAACUAGAAAAAGAAAGAAAGUGAUGAAGGCUAAUCAAAGAGUGGCAGAGUGGCGUUAUGGGCCUGCCCGGCUGUGGUACGAUAUGCUUGGUGUCCCUGAAGAUGGCAGUGGGUUUGACUAUGGCUUUAAAAUGAGGAAGACUGAGCUUGAACCUACAAUAAACUGCAACAUGAUGAAGAAAUUAAGGAAACUUGAGGAAAGCAAUGGCAUUGAUCUCCUGGCAGAUGAAAACUUCCUAAUGGUGACACAACUGCAUUGGGAAGAUGAUAUCAUCUGGGAUGGGGAGGAUGUCAGACACAGAGGAAUAAAACCUCAGCGUGCAAGUUUGGCAGGCUGGCUUCCUUCCAGUCUGACUAGGAAUGCUAUGGCUUACAAUGUUCAGCAAGGUUUUGCAGCCACAUUGGAUCCUGAUAAACCUCGGUACUCCAUUUUCCCCAUCGAUAGUGAAGAUCUGGUAUAUGGACGUUGGGAGGACAAUAUCAUUUGGGAUGCUCAGGCCAUGCCUAGGAUUUUGGAGCCUUCUGUCUUGACACUUGAUCCCAAUGAUGAGAACUUGAUUUUGGAGAUCCCUGACGAGAAGGAAGAAGCUACAUCUAAUUUCCCUUCCAAGGAGAUUAAGAAAGAAUCAACUAUGAGGAGGAGCCGAAUCCUCUUAGGAAAAACAGGGUUCAUCAAGGAAGAGCCACAGCAGAACAUGUCUCAACCAGAAGUGAAAGAUCCGUGGAAUCUCUCCAAUGAUGAGUAUUACUAUCCCAAGCAACAGGGUCUUCGAGGUACUUUUGGAGGGAAUAUUAUCCAGCACUCGAUUCCAGCUGUAGAAUUAAGGCAGCCCUUCUUCCCCACGCACAUGGGACCCAUCAAACUCCGGCAGUUCCACCGCCCACCUCUAAAAAAGUACUCCUUCGGGGCACUAUCUCAGCCAGGUCCACACUCGGUCCAGCCUUUGCUGAAGCACAUCAAAAAGAAGGCAAAGAUGAGAGAACAAGAGAGGCAAGCCUCAGGCGGUGGAGAGAUGUUUUUCAUGCGCACCCCUCAGGACCUCACAGGCAAAGAUGGCGACAUUAUUCUUGCAGAAUACAGUGAGGAAAAUGGACCAUUAAUGAUGCAAGUUGGCAUGGCAACCAAGAUAAAAAACUACUAUAAACGGAAACCCGGAAAAGAUCCUGGAGCCCCAGAUUGCAAAUAUGGAGAAACUGUUUAUUGCCACACCUCUCCUUUCCUGGGCUCGCUUCAUCCUGGCCAGUUACUGCAGGCAUUUGAGAACAACCUUUUUCGUGCUCCAAUUUAUCUUCAUAACAUGCCAGAGAGUGACCUCCUGAUCAUUCGAACAUGGCAGGGUUACUAUAUUCGAGAAUUACUGGAUAUUUUUGUGGUGGGCCAGCAGUGUCCCCUGUUUGAAGUUCCCGGUCCUAACUCCAAAAGGGCCAAUACACACAUCCGAGACUUUCUUCAGGUGUUUAUUUACCGCCUCUUUUGGAAGAGUAAAGAUACACCGCGGAGGAUCCGGAUGGAAGAUAUAAAGAAAGCCUUUCCUUCACAUUCAGAAAGCAGCAUCCGGAAGAGGCUAAAGCUCUGUGCUGACUUCAAACGUACAGGGAUCGAUUCGAACUGUUGGGUGCUGAAGUCUGAUUUUCGUUUACCAACGGAAGAGGAGAUUAGAGCCAUGGUAUCACCAGAACAGUGCUGUGCUUAUUAUAGCAUGAUAGCUGCAGAGCAGAGACUAAAGGAUGCUGGCUAUGGAGAGAGAUCCUUUUUUGCUCCCGAGGAAGAACAUGAAGAAGAGUUCCAGAUUAAGAUUGAUGACGAAGUUCGUACGGCUCCUUGGAAUACUACAAGGGCUUUCAUUGCUGCCAUGAAGGGCAAAUGUCUUCUGGAGGUGACUGGAGUAGCAGAUCCCACAGGCUGUGGUGAAGGGUUCUCCUAUGUGAAGAUUCCAAACAAACCAACACAGCAGAAGGAUGAUAAGGAGCCCCAGCCAGUGAAAAAGAUAGUCACAGGAACAGAUGCAGACCUUCGUCGUCUGUCUCUGAAAAAUGCAAAGCAGCUUCUUCAAAAAUUUGGUGUGCCUGAGGAAGAGAUUAAAAAGUUGUCCCGCUGGGAAGUUAUUGAUGUAGUACGCACAAUGUCAACCGAACAGGCUCGCUCUGGAGAGGGCCCCAUGAGUAAAUUUGCCCGUGGAUCAAGGUCUGUGGCUGAGCAUCAAGAGCGUUACAAAGAAGAAUGUCAGCGCAUCUUUGACCUGCAGAACAAGGUUUUGUCAUCGGCUGAAGUCUUAUCAACCGACACAGACAGCAGCUCAGCUGAAGACAGUGACUUUGAAGAAAUGGGAAAGAACAUCGAGAACCUGCUACAGAACAAGAAAACAAGCUCUCAGAUAUCUCGCGAGCGGGAGGAGAAGGAGCGCAAGGAACUCCAGCGGAUGCUGCUGGCUUGUAACAGCUCUGCAGCAGGAAACAGUCACAGAGAUGAUGACACAACAUCAGUGACCAGCCAUAACUCGCCUGCCAUUGGCCGCUGUCUCAAGAUUUAUCGAACAUUUCGAGAUGAAGUUGGGAAGGAGUAUGUUCGUUGUGAGAGAGUCCGAGAACCGGAUGUUAUUGAUGCUUAUGUACACAUACGGACCACAAAAGAUGAAGAAUUCAUUCAAAAUUUUGUCCUUUUUGAUGAGCAACGUCGUGAAGAGAUGCGAAAAGAACGGCGGAGGAUUCAAGAACAAUUGAGGACACUUAGACGGAACCAGCUGAAAUGUGGAGCAUGUGGUGCCAUCGGGCACAUGAGGACAAAUAAAUGCUGCCCCCUUUAUUAUCAAACAUAUGCUCCACCUUCUAACCCUGUUGCCAUGACAGAGGAACAGGAGGAGGAGCUGGAAAAGACAGUCAUUCCUAAUGAUAAUGAAGAACUUAUAAAGGUUGAAGGGACCAAGAUUGUUUUGGGAAAACAGCUGAUUGAGAGUGUGGAUGAAAUUCGUAGAAAAUCCCUGGUCCUGAAGUUCCCUAAACAACAACUUCCUCCCAGGAAGAAAAGGCGGCUUGGAAACACUAUUCACUGUGACUAUUUGAAUACACCUCAUAAAUCCAGCCAACGGCACCGGACAGACCCUAUGGUGACACUGUCUUGUAUCUUAGAGUCUAUCAUCAAUGACAUAAGAGAUCUUCCAGAUACAUACCCUUUCCAUACUCCAGUUAAUGCAAAGGUUGUAAAGGACUACUACAGAAUCAUCACUCAGCCAAUGGAUUUACAGACACUCCGUGAAAAUGUGCGCAAACGCCUCUAUCCAUCUCGGGAAGAAUUCAGAGAACACUUGGAACUGAUUGUGAAAAAUAGUGCAACCUAUAAUGGUCUCAGAGUUGAGCAUCAUGCCAAAUUGUAUAAAAGGGAAGAGUUCUUUAGUAAAUGUGUUGUGUUGGAAAUGUGUGGCAACUUUGAGCUCCCAUUCAUAAUGGCCAUUUCUUAUUCCUCUGUAGGGCCAAACCACUCACUGACUCAGAUUUCUCAAUCCAUGCUGGAUCUCUGUGAUGAGAAACUCAAAGAGAAAGAGGAUAAGUUGGCACGUUUAGAGAAGGCUAUCAACCCCUUGCUUGACGAUGAUGACCAAGUUGCGUUUUCUUUUAUUCUGGAUAACAUUGUCACUCAGAAAAUGAUGGCAGUUCCAGAUUCAUGGCCAUUUCAUCACCCAGUUAAUAAGAAGUUUGUUCCAGAUUAUUACAAAAUGAUUAUCAGUCCAAUGGAUUUGGAGACUAUACGUGAGAAUAUCUCCAAGCACAAAUACCAGAGUCGGGAGAGCUUUCUAGAUGAUGUAAACCUGAUUUUGGCCAACAGUGUUCAGUACAAUGGUGUUAGCAACUUUGAGCAGUGA